UCGGGAGGCUCAUAUCCCUACUUUAAUUGCGUUACAACUCAGUAUCCGUAUUCUAUGACAAGGGAAAGGACGUCUACAGCUCAAACCAUGAAUAAAGAUGUGGAGGAUGUCAUUGGACCAGACAAUCCAACGACUGAGGAAGCCAGCCAAAUUUCCUGUGAUCCGUUCCAGCUCCAUCAUCAGACUCUUGGUGCCAGCAAGGCAUUAUGUCCAGAAAAGAAGCCAGAGGAUGCAGGGGAAGCUAUGGAGAUCAUCCUGGAUCACGCCGGGGCUAUGGGCGUGUACCAGCGGUGGCUAUUCGUAUCCAUGCUGCCCUUCGGGGCCACGAUGGCCUUCGUCUAUUUCACGAGCAUCUUCACUGUAGCCACUCCUCAAAGUCACUGGUGUAGGAUUCCUGAGUUAACACAUUUGGACCUUGAGUUAAGAAGAAACCUGUCAGCCCCAGGGGCGACCACAGCUGGAGCGAACUAUGAGCAUUGGGACCGGUGUCAGACGUUCGUUGCCAACUGGUCAGCAGUCCUGGAAUCCCUACAGCCGCCGACUGACGCACCCACGGUCCCCUGCCGGCACGGAUGGGACUUCCAGCUACUCGAUGUGCCUUAUAACACAGUUGUUUCUGAGCGCGGGUGGGUAUGUGAAUAUGGCACGUAUGUACCAUUGACACAAUUCAUAUUCUUCGGUGGUGCGUUCUGUGGUGGACUGAUCUUCGGAUGGAUGGCUGAUCGAGUGGGCCGCGUGCCGUCUCUCGUGGCGGCAAAUCUGGUCGGUUUCGUGGGCAGUGUGGCGUGUAUCUUCACCAACACUCACUGGGACUUCGCAGUAUGCAGGUUCAUUGCCGGCCUGAGCUACGACAAUUGUUUCAUGCUCGUCUAUAUUCUGAUUCUAGAGUACGUAGGAGCUCAGCACCGGACUUGGGUGGCGAACUUGUCCAUCAUGCUGUACUUCGGUGGCGCGGCGAUCCUGCUUCCAUGGCUGGCGCUGUGGCUGGCUGACUGGCGGCUCCUGACGCUGCUCACUUCCCUGCCCAUGCUGGCUGCCCUCGCUGCGCCGUUGCUGCUACCAGAGAGCGCUAGGUGGUUAGCAUCUCGCGGCAAGCACAAGCGUACAAUGAAAAUGUUGCGGCGACUUGAACGCGUCAACGGCACGCACAUACCACAACAAGCCCUUGAUGACUUUAUCGCGCUUUCAAGCAACCGAAAGGAGGAUACAGAUGAGAGUUUGAAAGCCGUGUUAACGAGCCCUCGAUUGCUAAUACUUCUAAUACUGAAUGUGGUUCUGUACGCCGCCUGCGCUCUGGUGUUCGACGCCCUGGUGCGCAUGUCUGGCAGCGUUGGUUCGGAUAUGUUUGUAACGUUCGCUAUAUCUUCCGCCACUGAAAUACCUUCUUUGCUACUGGUCGUAUUGCUACUUGACAGAAUCGGCAGACGAGCGAUGGCCACGGGAACACUCACUCUCAUCGGGACACUAGCUAUGAUAGCAGCAUUCGUACCCAAAGGGUCCCCGCGCGCGUGGCUAGCAAUCAGCGCGCGGUUCUUCAGCAACAUGUCGUUCAACACGAGCAUCCAGUGGGUGACGGAGCUGCUACCGACAGGCGCACGCGCAUCAGGCUCUUCCCUCGUGCACGUCACCUCCUUCCUCGUGUCCAGCGCGUCGCCUUUUGUAGUAUAUCUGGAGCAAUACUGGGGCGGUCUGCCGCUGGUGGUGACGUCUUCAGUGGCACUGACAGCCGCUGCCAUCAGCCUGCUGCUGCCUGAGACGCUGGGCCAGGCCAUGCCACACUCCUGCGCAGACGCCGAACGGCUCAUCACACACCACUCGCUCUUGGGUAUUUUUUUACGUGGACCAACCGACAAGGAUGUCGAAGAUGAAUCAAACGGUGAAGAAAAAGGAUAAUUCCGUUAGUCGAAUUACUACUUCAUCCAAUUCUUAUCGGAUCGGUGUCCAAGAAUGUCUUAGAUAGUAGAAAAUAACUUAGAGAUUGCGUAUGUAGUAUGUAAGCUAAGCACCUACUAUACAAAUAUGACGUGUUCUAUAACCACUUUGGAUCCAGCAUUUGACGGAAUCGGAUAACAAUAUGACAAAAACAUAAUCAGUCUAUAACGUCCCAGUGAUGGGCUCAGGCAUCCUCUCAUUCAACCCGGAGGAGGUGAUGAUGAUGAUGAUGUCCUCCCAGACGUAUCCGUCGAUGGCGACACCCUUAGCUAGUGUUAGCCUGGGCUUUUGCAUGGGCGCGGGCGCGACUAGCACAACCAAAUUUAGUUUUGAAAGUCCUGUUGCAAGAAGCACAAUAGAGAGCCCCACUUGAGUUAUAAGUGUAGUGGUAGGAGGGCCUUCGGAUCUGGCGUUUGGCCGGAGGAGGUAUGGAGCAUACUAACACACUGCUAUACUUCUUAGCGGUAUUAUACGGCUAAUAGCCGAGACCAACGACUUAACGUGCCUUCCGAAAUGGAGAUCACUCAAUCAAAACAAAAGUAGUGCAAAAGCGCCCCCAGCUUAUUUGAUCCUACUGCUGGGCUGAGGCCUCCAUCAUAUCUGAUGAGUGUUUACAAUAGGGGGGUUAAGAGAAAAGAUUGAUGAUGCGUGCGCAUCGCUCCGGAUGCAUCCGACAAAUGUUUACGAUGAACAGAACUACACAUAGUGGACUAGUUGUGGGUUGAACCUUAUCAAUUCUAUCAUACAGCUUUAAUGACCAUUUUACUAAGGUCAAUUAAAUAAGAUGUCAAUUAACUUAGGUGAAAAUAACUUUGUGAAAAACUAAAAAUCAAUGAACACUGAGCCGGGAAAGCGAGACAAGAUGAUCGCGAGAUUUAGUUCGCGAUUUUACACAAAAACCUAUUACAAUAUCAAUCAAUCAAAUCAUUUAUUGUAUGAAUUUGGGUCCAUAAUUCGAUCUUAAAAGUAACCUUAUGGCUUAAUCCCACCAAACUCUAUCUUUGGAGACAUAUACAAACAUUAUUUACAAUACGGGAAAAAUAACAUUCACAAAUAUAGAUAUAUUAUAACAAAAUUUAGCCUUAGUUAUUUAAAAAAUGAUUGAUAGACUUGGAAUAGGUCGGUAAUACUGCGUAUAGAACAGUAAGGCCGGGUUUCCACUGACGCGGAGAUGGGCGGAGAAGAGCGGAGAUGAGCGGAUUUGACCAAUCACAGCGUUUGAGAGAGCGAAAAACGAAGACGCUCUGUCACUCUCUCCCUCACGGUGAUUGGUCGAUUCCUGCACAUCUCCGCACAGCUCCGCGUCAAUGGAAACGCAGCCUCACUCGCCGCCUGCACUAAUUUGUAUCGGGGGCUAAGUCAUUGAACCCUUUCCAAAUAAAAACAGUGAUAGAAUCGGCCUAGUGCGAGAGAGAUAUCUACUAAGAAAAAGAAAAAGUGUAUUUGGAUCAGUGGCAGCCCUAGGGCGGCAAAAAAACCAAGACUGGUCCACCCUAGCCGCAAACUAACUUCAUCGGGUUAGAUUGCGGCCGCAUAAAAUCCAUACCGGGUGGCCGCAAACAACAUUUUAAAAAGAUAAACAAAAAAAUUGUUAUAAUAGUAAUAGUUAAAUUUCGGUAGCCGUAAAGUAACCAAAAAAAAAUUUUAUAUUUUAUGGGGCAAAAAAUUACAUAAACAUUUUUAAAAGAUUUAAACAGGUAAAUUUCGGUGGCCAUAAACUAAUCGAAUAAUUUUGUAUUUUACGGGGCUGAGGGGUGCCAAUUUGAGAGAGAGAGAGAGAGAGAGAGAAUGUUUAUUCAACAAAUUGUGACACACGUUGAUUGUGUGAUUGUGAUUCAGGUCUUGCACCACCUAAAUAUUUUGCUAGGGCCGCCACUGAUUUGGAUGAGUGUCAUACGCACCAUGUAAGAACGCACGCGCGAACCAGCCAGCACUGGAAUGCACCGGAGAGCCGGAUAGCCACGCACAAGCACGCACUGCGCCAUUCCAGUGCUGGUUCACAUUAUUCCAAUAUUCCAGUACUGGAUUCAAUCGCUGGACUGGAAUGUCUUCCUACUGGAAUAAUGUGAACUGCGAGUAGAUUAACUGGCACUGUGAAAGAAAAAAAAAGUUGGCACCAUGUUAGAUAAUGAGAUUUAGGAAAUAUUAAAUCUUAAUCUACCUCGAAAUCUAUACAAUAAUAAGUAACUAUUAUUUUUUAUAAAAGGAAAUUUUUAAAGGUGCAUUUACAUACUAUAUUUAUUAAAUCUAGUUAUAAAACGGAUACGUUCCUAAAAUAAAAUAUCUAAAGUACUUACUUCA
Molecule: messenger RNA, 4233 nt
Organism: Pectinophora gossypiella (pink bollworm)
Lineage: Eukaryota; Metazoa; Arthropoda; Insecta; Lepidoptera; Gelechiidae
Product: solute carrier family 22 member 3-like
Exons: 15
Coding region: 55-1893 (612 amino acids)
Biological process (GO): transmembrane transport
Cellular component (GO): membrane
Molecular function (GO): transmembrane transporter activity
Source: RefSeq, a predicted model, not a curated record